This is a messenger RNA of Pseudophryne corroboree (corroboree frog), 4868 nucleotides long. RefSeq names its product MYD88 innate immune signal transduction adaptor (gene MYD88). Gene Ontology annotation, cellular component: plasma membrane. The transcript has 6 exons. The coding region runs from base 686 to 1513 and encodes 275 amino acids. Gene Ontology annotation, biological process: positive regulation of canonical NF-kappaB signal transduction; innate immune response; Toll signaling pathway. Gene Ontology annotation, molecular function: TIR domain binding; Toll-like receptor binding. The record is from RefSeq and is a predicted model, not a curated record. NCBI's taxonomy places the organism in Eukaryota, Metazoa, Chordata, Amphibia, Anura, Myobatrachidae.
UGGAGAAGUGUGGGCAAGAUCACAGAGUAUCCUAGCAAUGGACUGGCCAAGCAUCAGUGAGCGUGAUAUGGCUUGUAGUCCAGUCACAGCGAUUUCAGACUGCUAGUAUUGGGGCAGACUGGCAGUGUAGGGGCAGACUGGCAAUUUUUUUUGGCAGCCAUUGGGGGUAGAUUGGCGCCAUUGGGGCAGACUGGCAGUGUAGGGGCAGCCAUUGGGGCAGACUGGCAGUGUAGGGGCAGCCAUUGGGGCAGACUGGCAGUGUAGGGGCAGCCAUUGGGGCAGACUGGAAGUUUUUUUGGCAGCCAUUGGGGCAGUGUAGGGGCAGCCAUUGGGGCAGACUGGCAGUGUAGGGGCAGCCAUUGGGGCAGACUGGAAGUUUUUUUGGCAGCCAUUGGGGCAGAUUGGGGCUAUUGGGGCAGAUUUACUGUGUAGGGGCAGCCAUUGGGCAGACUGGCAGUGUUGGUGCAGACUGGCGCUGUAGGGGCAGCCAUUGGGGCACCAACAUUAUAAAGGGCAGGGUGCUGCAUCUCAUAAGCUCAUCACGUGGAAUUAUGUUUUGGCAAAUUUAAAACAAGUAGAUUUGGCGCAGAUGUUGAAGAUUUGUUGAACACUGUUCGAAGGCUGAGCGGAGAUUAAAGAUAAACCAAAAGCUAGAGCGAUGGCUUCCUGGUAGCACUACGGAACCAUGGCGUGUGGGCCAAGUGUAGGGGAUGCUGACAUGAACUCCAUUCCACUUGUAGCUUUGAAUUAUAAUACAAGACACAAGCUGUCUUUAUACCUAAACCCAGAUGCUGUGGUGGCUGCAGGCUGGACUCAUCUUGCAGAAGAAAUGGACUAUUCAUAUUUAGAGAUAAAGAAUUUUGAAAGAGCGCCUAACCCAACCCAAUCACUGCUGGAAGAUUGGGAGAAAAGGUGCUCGCGGCCAACUGUUGGGGAACUCCUGGCAUUUUUGAGGAAAAUUGAGAGGAACGAUAUUCUUACAGACCUCUCAUCAUUAAUAGAAUCGGACUGUAAGAAAUAUUUAACUAAAUGGGGGACGCGUAGCCAACCACCCCCAUUGCAAGAUGCCACUGUGGACAGCAGCGCUGGACAAGCACCCGAGCAGUUUGAUGCGUUCAUCUGCUACUGUGCCCAGGAUAUUAAGUUUGUGCAGGAGAUGAUCCUCCGAUUUGAGCAGUCUGAGCAUAACCUGAAGCUGUGUGUGUUUGACAGGGACGUCCUUCCUGGUACAUGUCUGUGGUCUAUAACCAGCGAACUUAUAGAAAAAAGGUGCAGGAAGAUGGUGGUGAUUAUUUCUGAUGAUUACCUGGACAGUAAUGAAUGUGACUUUCAGACAAAAUUUGCUCUUAGCCUUGGACCAGGUGCUCAGAAGCGAAGGCUGAUUCCAGUGAAAUACAAACCCAUGAAGAGGGAAUUUCCCAGCAUCCUGCGUUUCCUUACACUGUGUGACUAUACGAACCUCCACACCCAGGCCUGGUUUUGGGACAGACUCGCCAAGGCCCUGAAGAAUUGAGAAAUUCAAAUAAUGUGAUUGUAAUGAUUUACUCAGGUUUCUUUUCAGUCCUGCAGUGCCUAAGCAACUGACUUUAUUGUGGGUUAAUUCCAACUAUACUUGGUAGAGGCUGCUAUCUGGUCAAGUUCUCAAAUAUGGAUUUAUGCAAACGGACCAGAGUGAGGCAGGUGCCUUAGAGUUCUAUACAGACCUUCUGUUUCUAAUUAUAUGCUUUUUAAAAAUGGUGUUUCUAUGAGUAAAAACAUUCAUGCAUGAGCUGUAAAAGCCUGUCUCCCCUGUGUUCCACCUGGACGCAGAGAUCUCGCUGGACAUCCAUGUGUCCUCUGCAGAUUUAUUAACCUCUCUCAAGUGCAGAACUAGACGAUAACAGUUCCUUUUGAUCACUUAUAUUUUGGGCUAGUUUUAAAAAGGGAGGACCCCUUUCAUAAUCAUUAUUCUUUACAUUUAUUAUUCUAUAUACCAUUAUAGCUUUACUGAAGGGGAAGUAGGUGGAAAUAUAAAAGUGGUGGAAAUGGUCUUUAACCACUUUUUUCCCUUCAAAAGCAUUAACAACAUUGUUUUUUAACAUUUAUUUUAUUUAAUAAAGUUGAAAAAGUAUUUUUUUUUAAAUAUUUAAACUUUAUAUUAUGCAAAUCUGCAGAACGGAUCUCCGCGUCAAAAACGGGGAUCAGGGUGGGACGGCGCAGUUGCAUGAAAUCUGACCAUGCCAGUUAAGGGAGAUACCUGGGGUCAUAUGGAGCAUAGAAUAACUACAGUAGAAUUUAUUGGAGAAUUUCAUAAUCGGGGUAAUAAGUCUCAGAACGCUCCAGUUCAGCUGCCAUAAAAUUAAAAUGUUUCUAUUUGUUUUUCUUUACGCAGUUACACAUAUUAGUCAGAUCUUUACUGCAAUGUAUCCAGAUGUGUCUGUCUGAGGCGUGUAUUAUAGGGAAUAAUUAGAUCUAAUAAACACAAAGAUGUGUAUAUGGUGAUUUUCAUACCUUAGCUGAACUGUAAUGAUUUCAUGUUUUAAUAUGGGAAGCAUUUCCACUUCAUGUUCUGUACUGUAUUCCUGCUGUGUCUCACACUUCCCUUAUGUUCACCAGUCUUUUCUGUUUAUAUUCUUUUGGAAACUACGGGGUCAUUGGAACAGCCUGUUAGAUGUAGGUAUGGACGAGUUCUCGGCUAGUCUGCCCAAUGUAUUAAAAGGGAAAGAGAAUAACAAAUGUAGCUACACUACCAACAGAGUCAUAAAACACAACCUCCUUCCAUAAGGGAAUCCGUUUUGGACAGCUCCACCAUAUACGUAAAAUGGUUCCCAUAUCCCUCUCACAACACCAGCACUGAGUGGAGAUAUCAGGAUUCAUUUUAUUUAGUCUAGUGGGGACAUAAUACCAUCUGUAGAAUAGUUUAAAAGGGGUUUCUUUUAUAUGGACACAGAUGGCGCUAGAGGCCACGUUAGAGUAAUGGUGCCCAUACACUUAUACGAUAUGGCCCUUUUUCACACGAUUUUGACACAUCGGGCCGAUACAAUGUGACACUUUUCACACAAUUUAUGUGUUUUACCUCCGAUGCGCAGUCCCAUGCGCAUUGGAUCAGAUCCAGAGAUCCUCAUGGCUUCCACAAGGAUUUGUUGGAUCCCGCAGCCAUGAGUGGGAUCAAAUACGAUACAUAGUAUGCAAAAGGUCCGCAUACGAUUUCUAGUAUGCGGUCCAGCCGCCCGGGAGCUGCCGUGUGAGUUGGUGGUGUAUCGGAUGCAAGGUUUACAUGCUAUACCACGCACUAUUACAUGGCCACCUUAAAUGUCAUCCCAGUCCUCGUUGUCCAGUGUUUCCCCCAAAUUAAUCUUCCAAACCCUCUCGUGAGGGUCCCUUUCCUCUGUAUGUGAAGGGAGAGAACUGUGUACAACGUAGAAAUAAGGCCCCUGGUAGAUGUCCCUCUAGAACAGGGGUGGGCAAUUAUUUCAGCUGGGGGGCCGCUUAACACUUCCAGCGAAUAUUCGAGGGCCACAUACAAAAUACUCAAAAAGAGUCCCCUUUUUACACAUUACGGCAGACAGCGUGCCCUUUUUUUUUACACAUUACGGCAGAUAGCGUCCCCCUUUUUACACAUUACGGAAGACAGCGUCCCCUUUUUACACAUUACAGCAGACAUCGUCCCCCUUUUUACACAUUACGGCAGACAUCGUCCCCCUUUUUACACAUUACGGCAGACAGUGCCCCCGUUUUUACACAUUACGGCAGACAACGUCCCCCUUUUUACACAUUACGGCAAGCAUCGUCCCCCUUUUUACACAUUACGGCAGACAUCGUAUCUCUUUUUACACAUUACAGCAGACCGUGCCCCCGUUUUUACACAUUACGGCAGACAUCGUCCCCCUUUUUACACAUUACGGCAGACAUCGUCCCCCUUUUUACACAUUACGGCAGACAUCGUCCCCCUUUUUACACAUUACGGCAGACAUCGUCCCCCUUUUUACACAUUACGGCAGACAUCGUCCCCCUUUUUACACAUUACGGCAGACAGUGCCCCCUUUUUACACAUUACGGCAGACAUCGUCCCCCUUUUUUACACAUUACGGCAGACAGCGUCCCACUUUUUUACAUAUUAUGGCAGACAGUCCCUUCCCCCCCUCCCCUAAACCCAUAUUGCAGAUUUUAACUCCGCGGCCUCCCCACCCCUAAUCCUAUAUGGCAGCUGAAGCGCUGAUCCAGGGGCCGGCUGGACAGGGGGUUUACCUGUUUUUCACAGUGGCAGACGAUCCCCACUGUCCGAUGAUCCGCGCUGCUGCUGCCGCCUGGAGUCGCUGCUGAUGAGGCCUCUCCUGCUUCCGCUCGCUGGCCACCGCUCCUUCUCCUGACUCAGCCGCCGCUCCUGCUCACUGCAGUGCCCGCCCCCCGUGCCGCCCAGCGCGCGCAUGGUAACAGAGGAAAUCCCGGUCAGCUGACCCUGUGACGUGACCGGGAUUUCCUCAGCGGCGCCGCGUCUGAGAGCAGUGCAAUGACAAGCGGCCUGUCGGGCCGCUUGUCAUUGCACUCUGGUGGGGCACAGCGGGCCAGGCACGAUCGGUCCGCGGGCCGCAUGUUGCCCACCCCUACUCUAGAACCUAAAUACUCCACUGUAGGGAGAGGAUUUAAGUCUUGUUGUUAUCAUAGAGUGAAAGUGUCGGAUUUGUAGAUAUUGGAAAAAGAAUGUGUUAGGAAUUGAGAAUUUGGUGCUAAUAUCUGCAAACUUGGGCAAGGAAGAGUCUUGUGUAAUAGAAAGGGUGUUUUACAGGUUUAUUAAUUGAAAACAAAAGUGCUGAUUUUUAUCUUUUGUAAAAAAAAAAAAGUUACCUAAAAUAAAAAUGUAUGGAUGAUGUCCUGAUCUCUCUUACUGA